Messenger RNA from Spea bombifrons (plains spadefoot toad), 1179 nucleotides. It is a transcript of the gene ZCRB1, whose product is annotated as zinc finger CCHC-type and RNA binding motif containing 1. Gene Ontology annotation, molecular function: RNA binding; zinc ion binding. Bases 137 to 790 code for a protein of 217 amino acids. Gene Ontology annotation, cellular component: U12-type spliceosomal complex. The transcript has 8 exons. Lineage: Eukaryota; Metazoa; Chordata; Amphibia; Anura; Pelobatidae. The record is from RefSeq and is a predicted model, not a curated record. Gene Ontology annotation, biological process: mRNA splicing, via spliceosome.
CGCUUCCUGUAGCCCUGCGCUUUAACAAGGUCACAUGACCAAAUAGUAUGCAGGAAGCGAUCGCGAGAAGUCUGGACAUCUUUAGUUAGAUGUAUGUUUAUUUCUGUCGCAAUUGCAACGUUACUAAACGCCGAAUAUGAGCGGAGGCCUGGCUCCAAGCAAAAGCACAGCAUAUGUUUCCAACCUACCCUUCUCUUUGACCAACAAUGAUCUACACAGGAUUUUCUCGAAAUACGGAAAAGUAGUAAAAGUGACUGUUUUGCGGGACAAAGAUUCUCGGAAAAGCAAAGGGGUCGCGUUCGUUUUAUUUCUGGAUAAGGAGUCGGCGCAGCACUGCGUUAGAGCUCUAAAUAACAAAGAACUAUUUGGCAGAGUAAUAAAAGCGAGUAUUGCCAUAGACAAUGGCAGAGCAGCUGAGUUUAUCCGGAGGCGUAAUUACACAGACAAGUCCAGAUGUUACGAAUGUGGGGAUACGGGUCAUUUGAGUUAUGCUUGUCCUAAAAAUAUGCUGGGAGAACGAGAACCACCUCAGAAAAAAGAAAAAAAGAGAAGGAAGAAAAACGCUCAACCAGAGGAAGAAAUCAUUGAGGAGGGAGAAAGUGAAGAUGAAGGAGAAGACCCAACUCUUGACAGCCUCAGUCAAGCAAUAGCUUUUCAGCAAGCAAGAAUUGAAGAAGAGAAGAAUAAAUUCAAACAGAGUGCAGCUCAAGCUUCUUCGUCAGAAGAUUCAAGGAGACCUAGAAUAAAAAAGAGUGCAUAUUUCAGUGAUGAAGACGAGCUUAGUGACUGAGUAUAUAGCAUUAUCAAAUUCAUGGAGGCUUGUGUUGGACAGUUCAGUAACUAGUUACGGGGUUCUAUAAAAGAAAAGCCUUUCAAUGCUGGUUUCCAGAGGCUGUUGGACAUUGUAAACCUUAUUAGUAAUCGUUUAGAAAGUUAGGUUGUGUACAUAAUGCGUUAAAUAUUUGUUAUAUACAACUUUUUAUAAAAUGAGACUUGCCCUAGCUAUGUUUAAUAUUUGUAAUUAUAAAGUCUUUGUGACUUGAUUCAGUCAGUCACUAUUCAUUUGGUGAUAGGUGAGCUUGGGUGAUUACCAUGUAUAUAUUGGUCCAUUAAUGGGCAGCAAUGCAUAUUCCUGCAUCUUCCAUUUUAUUCUUUACAUUUUAUAAAGUCGUUAAGGCU